AUGGUGUUUGGGGGGGGGGGGGACUUCAAUGUGGUGCGAAGAGUGGGGGAGAAGUUGAAUAGUAGUUCAUGUACUAAGAAUAUAAAAGUUUUCGAUGAGUUGAUUCGGGAAAUGAGAUUGAUUGAUCUUAAUCUAAAUAAUGGGAGGUUCACAUGGUCUAAUUUUAGAGCUACCCCUAUUUGCAGUAGGUUGGAUAGAUUCCUUUUCACUUACAAAUGGAAUGGAUUAUUUCCAUUUGUGCGCCAAGAAAUGUUGGUGAGAUUAGUUUCAGACCAUAACCCAGUUGUUAUUGAUUCUAAUCCUCCUAAAUGGGGACCUGGCCUGUUUCGCUUCGAUAAUCUUUGGUUGGAACACAACUCAUUCUCUAAGCUCCUUGAAGGUUGGUGGAAAAAUGCAAGUGCAAUUGGCUGGCCAGGUACUAAACUUAUGUGCAAGCUGAAAAAAGUGCAAAAAAAUAUCAAGGAAUGGAGUAAGUCGGUUUAUGGAAACAACAAGGUGGCCGAAAAUGCUUUAGAAAGACGAAUAUUGGCAUUGGAUAAAAUAGAAGGGAUUAAUUUUCUGGAUCCAUCUCUUGCAGAGGAUAGGAGAAAUCUCAAAAGGGAGUGGCAGCGGUAUGUAUUUGAAGAAGAAAGAAGUCUAUGGUUGAAAUCGAAAUGGUGGGGAGUUGAAGGCAUUGAGUGGCAACAAAUCUCAGAAUCAUUAGCUACAGAUUUAGAAAGACCUUUUGAAGAAGAUGAAAUAAAAGAAGCCAUUUUCAAAUGUGAAGAAAAACUUAAUAGUUGUAUGGUUAAAGAUUUCAGGCCUAUCAGUCUUACAACAAGUGUCUACAAGAUCAUAGCUAAAGUUCUAGCUGCAAGACUUCGAGGUGUAUUGGGGGAAACGAUUUUGGUGACACAAUCGGCCUUUGUAGAAGGGCGGCAAAUUUUGGAUUUUGUUCUGGUGGCUAAUGAGGCAGUGGAAGAUUAUCGAUGUCACGAUAAGAGUGGAAUAAGGGGAAACUUCAAAGGAUCUCGGGGCCUUAGACAAGGUGAUCCACUUUCACCUUUUCUCUUUACGCUAGUGGUAGAUGUACUUGGAAGGAUGAUUGACCAAGCUAUGAAUUCAAGAAUUUUCUCGGAGUUUUUAGUGGGCAAAGAUAAGGUUCACGUCAACCAUCUACGAUUCGCGAAUGAUACGCUUCUUUUUGCAAAUGAUGAGGCCUCACUCCAAAUACUGACAAGAAUUGUAGGGGCAUUUUGUGCUGUCUUAGGAUUAAAAGUAAACAUGAAUAAAAGCCAAGUGCUGGGGAUCUCUAUGUAUGAGAGUGUGGUUGCUUUGUGCGCUAGUCAGAUUGGUUGUGAAGUGGGGAAUUGGCCUACGUCAUAUCUUGGAAUCCCUUUAGGUGGCUCGCCCAGGAAAAAGUUGUUUUGGGCACCUGUCUUGGAAAAAUGUGCUAAAAAGCUUAAUGGGUGGAAAGCAUCAUUUUUAUCUAGGGGUGGUAGACUUACCCUGGUUUAA
Molecule: messenger RNA, 1497 nt
Organism: Cannabis sativa
Lineage: Eukaryota; Viridiplantae; Streptophyta; Magnoliopsida; Rosales; Cannabaceae
Exons: 4
Coding region: 1-1497 (498 amino acids)
Source: RefSeq, a predicted model, not a curated record